Cimex lectularius (bed bug) is the source of this 1777-nucleotide messenger RNA. It is a transcript of the gene Tmem43, whose product is annotated as transmembrane protein 43 homolog. Gene Ontology annotation, cellular component: nuclear inner membrane. Gene Ontology annotation, biological process: nuclear membrane organization. The record is from RefSeq and is a predicted model, not a curated record. The coding region runs from base 145 to 1257 and encodes 370 amino acids. The transcript has 8 exons. NCBI's taxonomy places the organism in Eukaryota, Metazoa, Arthropoda, Insecta, Hemiptera, Cimicidae.
UCACAACUCACAAGACUCACAAACACGGCGGUAAUCGAUCUGAGCGGACGCUGGAACUUCCCUGGAAUUUCUUCGCCAGGAAAUCCUCGAAUCAAUCCUCGCCCCCACUCGCCUCGCUCCACUUCGAUCCAUUCUCAAUACAGAAUGGUUGUGGCAAAGAGUAAUAAACAAAAAGAAAUCGCUUUAUGGCUGGAACUAAAAUCAGAGUGGGGACGAGUACUUAUUGGCGCAUGUUUAUUGAUAUUAGCUUUUGUCAUUAUCACAAAUAAUGAGCAAGAAGCGAUCCAAAACACAAAAUCUCUGUCGACAUUAUUUCAAAAUUUGAGGGUAGUAACUGACAUAAAUAAAGUCGAAUCAAUCAAUGAAGGGUCUUUGGUUUAUUUAGCUGGGGAAUUGCACGUCGAUGAACCACUUACAGAACCAGAUUACGGCAUAUCUGUUCCUGCUGUAUGCUUAAAACGCAGAGUUCAAAUGUUCCAAUGGAUUGAGUAUGAAGAGUCGCCAAAAAAAUACACCUAUCAGACUGACUGGCGGGACAAGCUAAUCGAUAGCAGCAACUUUCACAUGCCAGUUGGACACCAGAACCCCAGCAAAUUUCCAUUGACAAGUAAACUGUACAUAAGUGAAGUCGUGAGAAUCGGUACUUAUGUAUUCAGUGUCAAUAUAAAGAAGAAAUUCGCCGACUUCAUGUUAAUAACAAGCGACGAAAGACCAGAAAACAGAGAUAUUAAACUUCAUGCUGGACUCUACUAUCAUACAUCUGACGUUUGGAAUCCUGAAGUGGGUAAUAUCAGGGUGCAGUUUUCCUUCGCUGGCAUGUCUGGCGAUAUGGUUAGUAUAAUUGCAAGGCAGAGCGGAAAAAUGUUGGGGCAGGAUGGCAUUAUUUUGCUUUCGAAGGGAAAGGUGUUGCCAGAUGCUAUGAUUAAAGACGAACACAACAGAAAUGUGUGGUCGGUUAGAUUUUAUAGAUCGCUAGGCUGGCUCUUUUUAUACAUUUCCUCUCCCUUCUUUGCUGUAUUUACAAGAUACACAGCAUCAAGAUACAAAACUGUCUACAAUUUUCUAAUCUUGGACGGACUCCUCUCAGCAAAUAUUGUAUAUGCGUCUAUUGUUUUUACAAUAAUAAUUUCUCAAAUUUGGUAUCUGUACGAUAGAUCAAUUGGCCUUUGCAUUAUCUUGGCAUUUCAACUUCCAUGGCUUAUUUAUGCUAUUUAUAAAAAGUGUAAGUUACUUUUGAAGAAAACUCGAAAUCAAUAAAUAAUGUCACUGUGCAAUAUGUAAAUAAAUACGAUUUUCUAGAAAGAAUUAUUUAUAUUUUUAAAUGAUUUGUUGAUAUAAUUAAAGCAAUGGUAAAACUAUUAAGUAAUAUUUAAUAAUUCUGCCCCAAAUAUAAUUUAAUAUUAAAAUUUUCACUAAAAUAAUUAAAUUAACAUAAGAAAACUAGUAUUUAGUGUACACCUAUUACACAUCAAAUUACUGAAGAGUUGUCAGAUGGUAUUAUAUUAAAAGAAUAAAUAAAACUACAAUUACAUUGUAAAAAAAAUUGCCAAAUAAACUCUAGAGUAAUCUUUGAGUAUGAAAUUGGAAGAAAGUAUCUCUUGUAGAAAAAUUGUAAUUUGUUAUGUAUUUCAAUUAUUGUAACAAAGCCAAAUUGGAAAUGUAUGUGAUAACAAUUUUGAUUGUGAAUGAUCUCAUAACAUAAUAGAGAAAUAUUAUUUUCAAUAUUACGUAUUGUUCGUAAUUUUACAUCUUUAAUGGUUAUGUUAUUUGAUGAAUG